Onthophagus taurus is the source of this 2236-nucleotide messenger RNA. Its product is annotated as organic cation transporter protein. Gene Ontology annotation, cellular component: membrane. Gene Ontology annotation, biological process: transmembrane transport. NCBI's taxonomy places the organism in Eukaryota, Metazoa, Arthropoda, Insecta, Coleoptera, Scarabaeidae. The record is from RefSeq and is a predicted model, not a curated record. Gene Ontology annotation, molecular function: transmembrane transporter activity.
CAUUUCCAAUAUAACUCGCAUACACGCAACAGCACGGAUCGUUUUACAGUGUGCAAAAUAAACGUGACGGGAAGAGUCGAUGUAUCCCGCUGAAAAUUUAUUCAAGAAAACUUUGUUAAAGAUUAAAUACAGGAAGUUGGAAAAAAGAUUGAAAAAAAGUGAAAGAAAAGGUUAGUAGCGAGAAGAGAAGAGAGGAAAUUGGUGUUGGAGUAAGGACCGGUUCAGCGUCAGAACGGGCACCAAUGAAAGACAAGGUAACGACGGACUCGUGAAAGUGCUGCGGCGCCUGUCCAUACUUCAGAACCGACCACAGCAGUAGUGCAGCCGACGACAAGAUGCCAAUGGUUUGAAUCAAAUCAUCUAUAAUAUCAUCUGUGUGUUUCAAUCUGUGAUAACCGAUCGCUGGCAACAGCUUAAACCUACUAAAAACUAAGCGCCAGUAACGACUGAAAAAUUUUUAGAAGCGAAGAACCAUACCAAAUCAAAGUAAUAAAGAACAACAACCAUGGAUACUCAAGAUCUUGACAUUCUUAUGGGCCACUUAGGCGAUUUCGGAAAAUAUCAAUGUUUCCAAUUCAUCCUUCACGUAUUAUCUGGUGUUACAGCUGGGAUGCACAUGUUAUCUUUAGUGACCGUUGGUGCAGUUCCGGAUCAUAGAUGUUACAUUCCCGAUAUUGACCAACACUCGAACAUCACAAUGUAUAAUCAUCCGGAAGCUGACAAUUACGUGCCUAUAUCAAAAACCGGUUCUUACGACAAUUGCAAUAUUUUUAUAAACGGAACAUCUUCGAAUGAAACGACACGUUGCAAUCGUUGGAUAUACGACGAUACUUACUACAAGUCAUCUAGAGGCAUCGAAUGGGAUUUUGUGUGUGAUAGAAGAUGGAUGGGGGCUGUAGCUCAAUCAUCUUAUAUGUUCGGUGUUUUUCUGGGUGCUAUAACGUUAGGAAGUGCUGCAGAUAAAUAUGGAAGAAAACCGGUUUAUUGUUGGUCGGCAACACUUCAGUUGAUCCUGGGUGUUUUAGUUGCUUUCAUCCCUGAAUACUAUUCUUUCUUGGUAAUAAGAUUCCUAUAUGGAAUCGUUGGAUCUGCAGGCGCUUAUAUUCCAGGAUUCGUCCUGACCAUGGAAUUAGUUGGUGCAAGUAAACGAACAGCUUGUGGUAUAGCUUUCCAAGGUGCUUUUGCAUUUGGAUUUAUGUUGGUUGCGGGAUGGGGAGCGUUAGUCAAAGAUCGACAGCUUCUCCAAGUGAUAUACGGAUUGCAUAGUUUGAUUUUGAUAGCAAAUUGGUGGAUUAUGGACGAGUCUCCACGGUGGUUAUGGGCUCAAGGUCGUGUUAAAGAAUCAGUGAGAAUUAUUCAGAAAGCGUUAAAAAUGAACGGAAGUAAUAUUAAGGUCGAUGAAGCUGACUAUAGCUCAAACGUAAAAUUACACAACAUGGAGGAAAAGGCUUCCAGUGAAGAAGCUGGAAUGAUGGAUCUUUUUAAAACACCGAAUUUAAGAAAUAAAACAUUAAAUAUAUGUUUGUGUUGGUUUGCGAAUUCCAUUGCUUAUUACGGGUUAUCUUUGAGUACGGGUAAAAUGUCUGGAAACCCGUUUUUAAUCUUGUUUUUGAUGGGUCUUGUUGAAAUUCCCAGUUAUAUUUUAACUUCUUUAAUUAUGGAUCGAACCGGACGACGAGGAUUAAUAGCUUUCUAUAUGCUGACGGGAGGAAUUUGUUGCUUGGGUGCAGCGAAGAUGACUCAAGGGAGUACAGAAUCAACAACAGUUGUAAUGAUAGGAAAGUUUUUGAUUGCUAGUUCUUUUGCUAUUGUUUACAACUAUUCAGCUGAGCUUUUUCCUACUGUAGUUCGAAAUUCAGCUCUGGGAUUAGGUUCAAUGUGCGCGAGGUUGUCAGGUGCUAUGACACCAUUAAUAACUUUGUUAGAUUCAUUUGAUCCAACUUUACCUGCCAUGAUUUUUGGCGUGAUUGCUUUAAUAUCUGGAUUUUUAACACUGUUCUUACCGGAAACAUUAGGAUCACCUAUGCCUCAAUCAAUAGAAGAUGGAGAAAAUUUCGGUGUUGGUGAUACAUGCUUUACUUCGUGCAUGGGUAAAAAGAGACGAAAUGCUAAUAGAAGACCGACUAAAGAAGAAAAUAUGGAACAGAUGGUGCCAUUGGGCACCAAUAAUAGUAAAUGAUUAAAUGUUUAUAGUACUUUUUAUAUUUAUGUACUAAAUAAAAUUAUUUUAUAUAAG